AUGCUGCGGAGGCUUUUGGGCUCACGCAGCGGCGUCACGCCUUGACUGGUAGAAACAGUGUAACCGGGUCGGUCACUGUACUUUUCCUUUACCUGCAACACAGCGUGCCUCAUCCCCGGAAUAAAAGGACUGUCAGAAUGGCAGCGCUCUCCAAGGAGUAUGGCUAUGUGGUUCUCACCGGAGUCGCCAGCAUAUUCAUGGUUGCACACUUGGCGGUGAAAGUUGGCAAAGCCCGCAAGAAGUACAAAGUCGAUUAUCCUCAGAUGUACAGUGAUGACCCAGAAACGGGAAAUAUCUUCAACUGCAUCCAGCGUGCACAUCAAAACACUCUGGAGUCUUACCCUGCCUUCCUCUUCUGCCUGGCUGUCGGAGGCUUGCACUGUCCUCGUCUUACCAGUGGACUUGGAGUGGUGUGGAUUAUAAGCCGAGAGGUUUAUGCACAUGGGUACUCUACAGGAGAUCCUAAGAAAAGGAUGCGGGGGGCCUUUGGAAACGUGGCUAUGCUCGGGAUGAUGCUGACCACUCUCAACUUCGGCCGGCACCUUCUGGGCUGGACGGGACCACGCAUGAAGUCCUUAUAUUGCUCUCACUGAGGGCCUUCCACAUCACACUCCCCCUGGCUGAGCAUGGCAAGGCCUUAAGGGUGGGCUUGAAUAAUCACAUUUUCAUUGGGGCCAGUUUGGAUAAAUAACCAUACAGUCAAACUCUGAUCAGUUUCACAUGUCAAAUCAUUUUAUCUAGGAGAACUGGUCAGGUCACUUGAUAGCAUAAUCAUGUUAUCAAGUGACCUGACCAGUUUUCCUAGAAGGAUUAUGUUAGAUUACUGGGCCAUGGUGCAGGCCUGUUCAUGCUCCCACAAGAUUGCAAGUUCUGACAGGUUGUCUUGACAGUUGUUUUGAAGCACAUUGAUCUUGACAUUUUGUCCCAAGUGGCCACUUUGGACAAUUUUUUUUUUUUUUUUUUUUUUUUUUUUUUUUUUAAAUUUAAACGUCUCGUUGAUUUGCCUUAAAAAAUGGAAAUACAGUGAAGUUUAAAGGGACAAUUCAAUGGGGAAAAGAGCCUCAUUUAUUUUCCAUGUUUAAACGACAUCAUACUUGAGGCAGUGCUUUAUCUGGACUUUUGUUAAGCUGCCAAAUUCAAAUAUAUUGCACUUACUCACAUAGCAAUAAUCAACAACUGGGUAUAAUAUUGCUGUUGUCAUGUAAAAACCUGUGACUCUAAUCUUGCUGAUUUCCAUAUUUUGACUUUGAAUGACUCCUUGUUCCUCUAUUUCCUCCCAAAAAAAGCAAUUAUGUUAUAAAGUUUUGCCAGUCAGUGGUAUUAAAUAUCCAUUGGUUCUAAA
Messenger RNA from Myripristis murdjan (pinecone soldierfish), 1342 nucleotides. It is a transcript of the gene mgst3a, whose product is annotated as microsomal glutathione S-transferase 3a. Gene Ontology annotation, molecular function: glutathione transferase activity; glutathione peroxidase activity. The transcript has 6 exons. The coding region runs from base 138 to 593 and encodes 151 amino acids. Lineage: Eukaryota; Metazoa; Chordata; Actinopteri; Holocentriformes; Holocentridae. Gene Ontology annotation, cellular component: nuclear envelope; endoplasmic reticulum; membrane. The record is from RefSeq and is a predicted model, not a curated record.